Molecule: messenger RNA, 1535 nt
Organism: Amyelois transitella
Lineage: Eukaryota; Metazoa; Arthropoda; Insecta; Lepidoptera; Pyralidae
Product: mitochondrial import inner membrane translocase subunit Tim17-B
Exons: 4
Coding region: 169-666 (165 amino acids)
Biological process (GO): protein import into mitochondrial matrix
Cellular component (GO): mitochondrial inner membrane; TIM23 mitochondrial import inner membrane translocase complex
Molecular function (GO): transmembrane protein transporter activity
Source: RefSeq, a predicted model, not a curated record
UCUUUCUUUUUCUUCGUUCCAAUCAAAAAUGUUAGUGAAAUGAACCAUGGUGUGGUGGACUGUUUUCGGUAAAUUCUAUAAAUAAUUCCACAAAACAUAAUUUAAUACAAAAAGUUUAAUAAUAUUAUACGGCCUUCAAGUCUGUUAAGGAUACGAAAUCAAUAAACCAUGGAUGAAUAUACAAGAGAACCAUGUCCUUGGCGUAUUCUUGACGAUUCUGGUGGUGCUUUCAUUAUGGGAGCAAUCGGAGGAGGAAUUUUCCACUCAAUAAAAGGUUUUAGGAAUGCGCCAAUAGGAUUCAAUAGGAAAAUGCUUGGAAGUUUAGCAGCGAUAAAAGAGCGUUCACCUAUAGUUGCGGGUAAUUUCGCCGUGUGGGGCGGUAUGUUUUCAACGAUUGAUUGCUCAUUAGUGUACCUGAGGCAAAAGGAAGAUCCUUGGAACUCGAUAAUGAGUGGAGCACUUACUGGAGGGAUAUUAGCAGCUAGGAAUGGAGUGCCAGCUAUGGCGGGCAGUGCAUUAGUAGGCGGCAUCCUCCUCGCCUUGAUUGAAGGCAUCGGCAUCAUGUUCACACGGCUUACAGCAGAACAGUUCCACCCGCAGCAGCCCAUAUUCGAAGACCCCUCCGUUCUAGGGUCGAACCAAGGACAAAAUACGAAUUUCCAGUAGUUUACGUCAGCAUAAGAUUGUAUUAUAUUUGUACAGAAUUCUGUUACAUUUCUCGAAAGGCACAGUACCAUUUUGUUGCAUAGUAAUUUGAUCAUUGAACUUUGCACAGUUCAUUUGGAUUUUUUAUUGUGCUGUGGCUUCAUUAUGAGCCCAAAAAUGAUGUCAUUUGUCUAUUUAAUACAAAAAACACGUACAACCUCUCCAAAAACCUAUAUCUCUGGAAUAGAGGCGUGAUAUCUUGUUAUGAAUCAGUAAUGUCGUACUGACUCUACAAAAGUUUAAGAUUCUGCCUCCCUGUUAUACUUUUAUAUUGAAAGUAUUUCGCUUAAUUUAUCCCACCAAAAAUUAUUUAUAUGAUUGGACCAAGUUUAGUUAGAAAAUGUAGUUCAUACCCAAUAUGUAUGUUUAUUUGUAGUAACAGAAUACUGUACAAUAACACCAGAUUAAGUUGUUAGUGAACUGUAUGAUUAGUGUCAACCUAUCACAUAGUGACAGUGAAUUAUUUGCAUCUGUGAUAUUAACAGUCCCUGUACUGACUGCUUAUAAUUUCACUCUGUUAUCUGAAGGAAUAUUGUGUAAUUUAUUUUUUUGCCAAUGCAGGAGUAAUUUAAUUUUUAAUAUAUAGUAAAAUAUUGUCUAUGAUUUCCUUUUGACUUGUUUAUUUGUUUCCAUAAGGUCAAAAGUUUUCUGCGUUUUGGAUUCAAUUUUUAAUUCUGAUAUUGAUAGUCCAUGAAGAUAUAUUUGUUCCUGUCUAAGGAUUGUCUUGCCAGAGUUGCGAUUGUUUCUCUAAUGCAGUUGUAGGUAAUAUUUUAUUGUGUGUGUUGUGUCUUCAAUAGAAGUUAUUAUCAAAUAAAGAUUUUUAUAAGAAA